AUGUUUUGCCGAAAUCAGGUGUCGAGAACCACGAUAGCAAGGGGGUCAUCAUUGGAUCUGGAAAUACGACGACUGGGGCAUUUCAACACUCUUACGGACUUGGCACAGGACGGUGAGGUGCAGCGUCAGAUAGACCGCGAGGUGCGGAUGCGUGAGGGAGCCAGUAAGCUGCUAGCUGCGUGCUCCCAGAGAGACCAGGCCCUGGAGGCCUCCAAGAGCCUGCUCACCUGCAACACCCGCAUCCUAGCACUGCUCAGCCAGCUGCAGAGAAUGAGGGAGGCCCAGGUCCUGCAGAGAGUAGGCAACAGGUCCUGUAUUGGUGGGUCACUGGAUGAGAGGCUGCCCUGCAUGGGUAAUGUGGCCAUCUCAGACCUGCGUAUCCCACUCAUGUGGAAAGACUUAGAGUACUUCAAGAGCAAAGGAGAGCUGCAUCGCUGUGCUGUGUUCUGUCUGCUCCAGUGUGGCAGAGAGAUCUAUGACACAGACCUGGUGAUGGCGGACAGGACUUUGACUGACAUCUGCUUCGAGGACACCAUCAUAUUUAAGGAGGCGAGCCCGUGCUUUGAGCUCCGUGUGGAGCUGUACAGUACCUGUGUGGUGGAGGACUUCUCUCCGGGCCCAGGGGCACUAGGACCCAGGAGACAUAACCGCCUCAGCAGCUCCCUGGGCUGCACCUCUGGGAGGAGGAUCAGGGCAGCUCUAGAGUCUGCAGCCUGUGGUACCAUAUCCAACGUAGAGAGAGGUGAUGGAGGAGGAGGGUCUCCACCACCUCUGCUGCCUGCUCUCUGUACAGAGGGGCCAAAGUAUCACCUUCUGGCCCACACCACACUGACAAUAGCACAUGUUCAGGACAGCUUCAGAACACACGACCUGUCCAUAUCAGCCACAGGUGAGUGUGCAUUCUGGCUGCCUCUCUAUGGCAGUGUGUGUUGCCGUCUGGCAGCCCAGCCUCUCUGUAUGACCCAGCAGGUUAUCAGCGGCAGGAUCAAGAUUGAGAAGGAGCCUGAGUGUUGGACUGACAUCUACGGUGUCCUCAAAGGGACAAGUCUUACCUGUUACCACAGUCAAGAGAGCAUGGUUGCCCAAGAGGAGCCGUUAUUCACCAUCGCCAUCAACAAGGAGACCCGCAUCCAUGUGUCUGAGAGAGGGCCUCUCCACCAUACCCAGAGUAUAUCCAUCAGCACACACACCCGAGGUGACGAAGCUGUCACACACACUCUGGUCACACACACACCCCAGGACACACAGCGCUGGAUGGAGGCCUUCUGGCAGCACUUCUAUGACAUGAGUCAGUGGAAACAGUGUUGUAAUGGCCUGAUGAAGAUCGAGGUACCCUCUCCUAGGAAAUCCCAUUUGGUCACAGCGAAGCAGGGGUCGCUUUACCACGAAAUAGGAAGAUGGACUGAACGAAACCUGCUCUGA
Molecule: messenger RNA, 1422 nt
Organism: Salvelinus namaycush (lake trout)
Lineage: Eukaryota; Metazoa; Chordata; Actinopteri; Salmoniformes; Salmonidae
Product: rhotekin-like
Exons: 12
Coding region: 1-1422 (473 amino acids)
Biological process (GO): septin ring organization; signal transduction; actomyosin contractile ring assembly
Cellular component (GO): actomyosin contractile ring
Source: RefSeq, a predicted model, not a curated record